This is a messenger RNA of Paramecium tetraurelia, 573 nucleotides long. RefSeq lists its product as uncharacterized. The record is from RefSeq and is a predicted model, not a curated record. The transcript has 4 exons. Gene Ontology annotation, molecular function: dephospho-CoA kinase activity; ATP binding. NCBI's taxonomy places the organism in Eukaryota, Ciliophora, Oligohymenophorea, Peniculida, Parameciidae. Gene Ontology annotation, biological process: coenzyme A biosynthetic process.
AUGUUACCCUUCUAUCUAGCCUUGACGUCUCGUAUGCAUACUAAUCAACCUCAACAAGCUUGGUUUCUUUGGCAAUAUAGUGAGAUUCAUCAUAGCCCUAAUCAUAAUAUUUGGCAUUCAGCAUUACAUCGGAAGAGUGGAAUUUGUUGUGGCAAAUACAUCAAUGAAUUCCUUGGUGUAAAAGUAAUAGAUUGCGAUCAAAUUGCCAGAGACAAUGUCCAACCUGGCAAACCUGCUUAUAAACUCAUCGUUCAGAGAUUUGGACUCUCCAUUCUACCUAUUGAUGCAUAGAAACUAGCAGAAGUUGAAUUUUAAGAUGGCCAAUUAAGGAAAUAAUUACAAACUAUUACAAAUAAAUUCAUUCUUAAAGAAAUCACUAAAUUCAUAUUGAAAAUCUGCUUUUUCCAAGAGGAUCAAUUUGUUAUUGUUUAUGCUCCACUCUUAUUCGAGAUUAAAGCUUUAGAGUAUUUCUUUUUCCUCAUCAUUACUGUUACUGUGACUAAUCCGGAAGAAAUUAUUAAAAGGUAAAUCUACAUUGUAAUGGUAAAUCAACAAAAGAAGUCGUAUUACUGA